AUGGCAACCUCGCUCGCCCGCAUGCUAAAGGGCCAAGUCCGGUGCUACUCCGCACCGUUGGACAUGGCUAUUCCAGUCUCGAAGCAGCGCUACAUCCCCACAAGCGGCACGUACCCCAAAGGAUUCAAGGUCUCUGGCACUCACGUCGGCGUCAAGGCCUCUAACACCAAGUUUCCGGAUCUGGCACUCAUUGCCUCCGAGACGCCCUGCUCGGCUGCGGCCGUGUUCACCACCAACAAGUUCCAGGCUGCGCCGGUGCAGGUUAGCAGAAAGACCUUGCAAAGCCGAAAGGGAGAGGGCAUUCGCGCCGUAGUUAUCAACUCUGGAUGCGCAAAUGCCGUUACCGGCAAGGGCGGACUCGAGGAUGCGGUGCAGAUGGGGCGAAAGGUGGAUGAGUGCAGCGGUGUUGAGAAUGAUAGCUCGUUGGUUAUGAGCACUGGUGUUAUUGGACAGCGCCUCCCAAUCACCAAGAUCCUCGACCGCAUCCCAACAGCCCACACAACCCUGGCCUCGACCCACGAAGCCUGGCUCACAACCGCCCGUGCAAUCUGCACAACAGACACCUUCCCCAAGCUCCUCUCGCGGACCUUCACCCUCCCCUCCUCCCCAGACCGCACCUACAGUCUAGCCGGCAUGACCAAAGGCGCCGGCAUGAUCCACCCGAACAUGGCCACCCUUCUAGGCGUCCUCUGCACAGACGCCUCCGUCGAGCCCGCAGCCCUGCAAUCAAUUCUCAAGCACGCCGUAUCGCGCUCCUUCAACUCGAUCUCCAUCGACGGCGACACAAGCACAAACGACACAGUCGCCGUGCUAGCCAACGGCGCAGCAGGCGGCGAGACAAUCCGCGCGCCCUCUUCGACCCCCAGCGCCGACUACGCCGCGCUGCAGACGGUUGUGACUGAUUUUGCGCAGGAGCUGUCGCAGCUCGUUGUGCGGGAUGGCGAGGGAGCGACUAAGUUCGUUACUGUGCGUGUGCGCAAUGCGUCUGAUUAUGAGUCUGGGCGUCAGAUUGCUUCUACGAUUGCGCGGUCGCCGCUGGUUAAGACGGCGCUUUAUGGGAAGGAUGCGAAUUGGGGACGGAUUUUGUGUGCUGUGGGUUAUACGCAGGGUGUUAAGGAGGGUGUUGUUGUUCCGGAGAGGACUUCGGUUAGCUUCCGCCCCGUUGAUGGGAGUGAGGCUUUGAAGCUUUUGGUUAAUGGGGAGCCAGAGAGUGUUGAUGAGGAGCGGGCUAGUGUGAUUCUGCAGGAUGAGGAUUUGGAGAUUGAGAUUGAUCUUGCUGGUGGUGAGAAGGGAGAGGCUGGGUGUGGUGGUGAGGAUGCUGUUUACUGGUUCUGUGAUUUCAGUCACGAGUAUGUGACUAUCAAUGGUGAUUAUCGCACUUAG
Molecule: messenger RNA, 1383 nt
Organism: Penicillium bovifimosum
Lineage: Eukaryota; Fungi; Ascomycota; Eurotiomycetes; Eurotiales; Aspergillaceae
Product: bifunctional ornithine acetyltransferase/N-acetylglutamate synthase
Exons: 2
Coding region: 1-1383 (460 amino acids)
Biological process (GO): L-arginine biosynthetic process; L-ornithine biosynthetic process
Cellular component (GO): mitochondrial matrix
Molecular function (GO): L-glutamate N-acetyltransferase activity, acting on acetyl-CoA as donor; L-glutamate N-acetyltransferase activity, acting on acetyl-L-ornithine as donor
Source: RefSeq, a predicted model, not a curated record